AAGGGAGAGAGAGGAGUGUCAGAAAGGGAGUGAAAGGAGGCGGAGAAGAAGAAAGUGAGUGACCGUGCCCCAGAGGUUUUGAGCGAUGACACGGUCUUACAGUAGAAAAGAGAGAGAGAAGAGAGAGUGAGAGAGAGAGACUGGGCACUGCUCAUCUCUCCUCUGCUCUUCUGUGUUUGUAGUGAUGCCAACACCGGUGCUACUUAACUCUCAACCCUCCUCCAGAGAAAUGGCUUCUGGGUUCGCCCAUGGGACUCCAAAGGGGGACAUGACAGUCUCACGCCGUCACGCCUAGCCAUUUCUUCAGCCUUUUUUCCCCUCCGAAACAGUGUGAUUGUUGGAGCUCUCCUGUCGCGGGUUGGACUCUGCUUGUGUCGCGGAUUCCGUGCGCCCUUCUCACCGUCUUUGCCGGGCGAUCCUUUGGGUUUUAGUAAACUUUGUCUGACGUCUUCGUUCUCACUUUCCGUCGGUUCCUCUUCACGGUGAUUGAUUUAUCACCGGAAGUGUCUCUGUGAGACUUGUGGAAUAAUGUUCCAGACAGUUGUUGCUAAAUAGGAACACAUGAAUGUCUUUUUGUGGACAAGACGCCUGCCCUCACUUUUAAUGUGACUCGAGCAACAAUGUAAGGGGGACUCCAAAAGGCACAACUUGCUAUUUGUCCUUGAAGAUGUUCUCCCGGAACCGCUUCAAUGGACAACAUGGAACAGGAGCCACUAAGGAGAAGGUUCGCAAAAAAAGGGCCCCAAACCCGAAGGUAGCGCUGGUCAUCCGGGGUAAGAUCCACCGCUUGCUUCAAGGGUCCAGCCAGGAUCAGCCUGCCCCAGAAACCUACUCCUCCGCGAUUGAGGAGGAGGGAAGAGGGGAGAGGCAGGUGGAGAAAAGGGAGGCGGCAGAUAUUUUUGCGAAAUGUAGGCCCAGAGAGGAAGCUCGCUCCUCAAGGUUCCCCAACGGGAAGGGGCAUGGAGGGCCUUCGGGGGCAUCCUGUGUUGGAGAGGUGGAGCUGAACAGAGAAGGUUGUGUCAGGAUCCCUUGCACUCUACAGAACAACUGUGGCAGCAGCAGCCAGUCACAGAGAAAGAGGAGUUGUGCUUUUUCAGAUGGCACCAGGACCGUGCCAGAACACAGACACAGAACACCCAAACACCAGAAAUGGAUUAUUCCUCCAGGGAUCCGAACAAUCCCAGAACGAAGAAGAGAAUCCCAGUACCGGAUCAGCCCAAACAUGAAUGGUUCUGGUUUCGCUGGAGCAGCUGGAAGUAGGGCUGAAUUUGCUUGGUCACGUGCAGAACCAAAGAGACCUGUUUCUAUGGGUGACUAUCUGGAUUACAACUUCAACAGAACUCGACAUGACACUUUGUUGGAGGAGGAUGAGGAAGAAGAUGAAGAGGAGGAGGAAUCAAGUGCCAUCAUUGAACACAUUCUAAAGGAGCUAAAGGGGAUCAACAAGAUCCAGGAGGAGAUCUCUGACCUGCGUGAUUAUCUGUCAUCUGUUCGAGGCUCGGUAGAGGAGGUCUCUUCCUGUGUGGAUGCUGUGCUUCUAGAGAUAGAGGGCAUUCGCUCCGGAAAUAAGUCCAGUUGUGGUCCAGGGGAUAGGGCUUGGUUUGGGGCAGCAGGGGGCAGUGACGGGUCCUCUUUUGUCCCUCGCCAGAGACCUGUCAGUGCUUACGGCAGUUUGGGCAGGCAAGUGGCACCAUCAGAUUCCAACAUCUGCCGACCUUUCAGCGAACGCCACAGCAUCCAUGGUACGCCGGUGGAGUUCCACCUUCCGACGUUAGAAGAACGGUCUACCACAGGCUCACCAGGGGCAGAGUCAGUGGAACCUGAUGGCCUUGAGCAGGAGGAUGAUGAGCCGGAAGACACAUCGGAACACAGCUCAGACAUCCCCGAACCUACUAUGGUCAGGAAACUGGAUUUCAGCUACCUGGAUCGGCAGGAUGGCCAGGACUGCCACAGCAUUAGUUCCCUAUCCUCAGGACACAGUCCUGACUUAGAGUCUGACCGUGAACGGCCCUCGUCCAGUCAUGCAGUUUGUGGUGGCACUAGUGGUGGGGUUAGAGCUGGUAUGGUGGGGGUUUGGGGUGGUGCUGGCCAACAGCACCGUGGCACUGCAGAGGCUAGGUGGCAGGAAGGAGUCUGUUAUUCCAGACAAGGGAGUCUUGAAGAACAGGAGAGGGUAGUGCCUCCCUGCUUUGAAGGGGCUGCAGGCUGGGAUCGAUGCAGGGCCUCGGGGGGUUAUGUUACCAGUACCCUGGGACAGUCCACCGCAGGAAGCUCAGACCGCCUCUCCAUCCACUCCUCCGGACGGCACUACAACUCCCCAGCCAGCACCUCCAGCCGUGAGGAGUGGCACUCUCAUAGACGACGCCCCCAACCACAGCCAGGGACUCAGGAUUUUGUCGAUGCCUUCCCAGGGAGCCCCAGCCUAGGUUACGAGUGUCCUGCUGAUUGUUCAUUCCCCCAAAGUUCUGGUUACCACUCAAUGGAAGGACAUCCUGUGGCAGUAGAGAACUAUGGCUACACAGAUCGCCCCAUCACAUCCGCCUGCGAAGUCGAUAGUUACCAGAAGAAUUUUUCUGACUAUCAACAUGGCAUGCUUGAAGAGUCUACAGAGGGAACAUGUACCUGGACUGAGAACUCCUUACUGAGCUACCCCACUGUGCCCGAAACCGACAUGCCAUUGGUUAGUGGGGAUUUUACAGACAUGCCAUUCGAUGAAAGUUUUAUUGCCGAUUCGGACGGCCGCCUCCCUCGCCCUAACAGCGCAGAAUUCCAAAAUGUGGGUUUUAACGUGAAGCGGAUUGGUCGAGCAGUGUUGGAUUUCAGCUCUGCCCUGCGUGGGGCGUUGCGCAAGCUGGAAGGACCUGGAACCGCUCACAGUCCCGGGGACGAGGCAGAGAUUAGGAUCCCCACAGAUCUCUUUGUUGAGCCUCAAACAGAAGACUUACCCGGUGCUGAUUUGUCCCAAGAGGAUGGGGUGGUGGACACAGGGGCCAGGGAUGAUACAGAGGGACUGACCCAGACCAGCUUCCUCUCUUCUGCUCUCUCGGACCCCAGUGAACCCCUACCAGAAGAGAUCAGCGACAUCCUCCCACGGGACCAAGCUGCCCCUUGCGAACCCUUUUCUGUGUCCUACUCCGGAGGGGACAUCUCCCACUUAGGCCCAGACCUUGCGUCACCAAUCCCAGAGGCCAUCCUCCCUCCCCAUGUAGAAGGAGGGGACGGACGAGUCUCUCCCCAUGUAGAAGGAGAGGACGGACGAGUCUCUCCCAAACCUCAGGCCCCUGCAGACGCUCCCACUCUCUCUCUUUCGCAAUGCACCACUGCAGACUCCCUUUCGUUUUCCUUCUCGGCUGAGGAGCCGGCACCCCAAGAGACGCGUGGAGAUGAACCCUGUCCGCUGCUGCCGGAGACAGACACGGUAGUCCCAGACCCCCUUGGAAUCCCCCCGGACGAGGCAGUGGAAGAGGCAGAGGCAGGGGGAACAGAGGAGCAUCCCCUGGAGAUGAGCCAGAGGGAUGUACGGAGGCUGAAGUGCCUGAGGACAUUUCAGCAGAUAAUGCGGGAGAAGAGAGAGACACGACGCCAGCUCACCAGCAUGACAAUGUCCAGUUUUGAAGAGGUUGACUUCGUCCCAGGUAGCUAUCACCUAUGGUCGUCCGUGCCAUUCAUCCCGAACUGUUUGUCAUCCACCACUGUCUGGAACAAAAACACACGUUCCUCAUCCGAUUCUUUUUUUCUUAGCAUCAAACUUUUUUCCUCUUAAACGUGUGCAUACUGGUAUUAUCUGUCUCUGUUUUUGUCUUCAAAAUCCUCAUCU
This is a messenger RNA of Esox lucius (northern pike), 3817 nucleotides long. RefSeq lists its product as uncharacterized. Bases 668 to 3763 code for a protein of 1031 amino acids. The record is from RefSeq and is a predicted model, not a curated record. The transcript is spliced from 2 exons. NCBI's taxonomy places the organism in Eukaryota, Metazoa, Chordata, Actinopteri, Esociformes, Esocidae.